Messenger RNA from Eptesicus fuscus (big brown bat), 1140 nucleotides. RefSeq names its product fucosyltransferase 1 (H blood group) (gene FUT1). Gene Ontology annotation, biological process: carbohydrate metabolic process. Gene Ontology annotation, cellular component: membrane. Gene Ontology annotation, molecular function: galactoside 2-alpha-L-fucosyltransferase activity. NCBI's taxonomy places the organism in Eukaryota, Metazoa, Chordata, Mammalia, Chiroptera, Vespertilionidae. The record is from RefSeq and is a predicted model, not a curated record. The coding region runs from base 58 to 1140 and encodes 360 amino acids. The transcript is spliced from 2 exons.
GCUCAGCCCACACUGAGCCAGCAGCGGAUCAGCCAGCCACCUGCCCGGAGCUCAGCCAUGUGGACCCUCGGCCGGCAUCACCUCUGCCUGACUUUCCUGCUCACGUGUGUUCUUGCGGGAAUCUCCUUCCUCCACCUCUACCACGGCCUCUUCCGUGGCGACCUGGGCCUGUCAUUCCUGUGUGCAGACCGACCCCUGGUGGCGGCCCCCGUUGCCAUCUUCUGCCCGGCAGGCGCUGGGAUGGCCCUCAACACCUCCUCUUCCUGCCCCCAGCUCCCUGCCCCCCCCUCGGGAGCCUGGACGAUCGCCCCAGCUGGCCGGCUUGGCAAUCAGAUGGGGCAGUACGCCACCCUGCUGGCCCUGGCCCGGCUCAACGGCCGCCAGGCCUUCAUCCUGCCGGCCAUGCACGCCGCCCUGGCCCCCGUGUUCCGCAUCACCCUGCCCGUGCUGGCGCCCGAGGCGGACGGCCUCACGCCCUGGCAGGGCCUGGAGCUGCACGACUGGAUGUCGGAGGAGUACGCCCGCUUGCAGCAGCCGCUGCUCAAGCUCUCCGGCUUCCCCUGCUCCUGGACCUUCUUCCACCACCUCCGGGAGCAGAUCCGCCGGGAGUUCGCCCUGCACGACCACCUCCGGGCCGGGGCCCAAGGGUUCCUGGCGCAGCUCCGCCUGCCGGGCACCGGCGGCCUCCCGCGCACCUUCGUGGGCGUCCACGUGCGCCGCGGGGACUACGUGGAGAUCAUGCCCCAGCGCUGGAAGGGCGUGGUGGCCGACCGCGCCUACCUGCGGGCGGCCAUGGACUGGUUCCGGGCCCGGCACGAAGCCCCCGUCUUCGUGGUCACCAGCAACGGCAUGGCCUGGUGCCGGGAGAACGUGGACGCGUCCCGGGGGGACGUGGUGUUCGCGGGCGACGGCGUGGAGGGCUCCCCGGCCAAGGACUUCGCGCUGCUCACGCAGUGCAACCACACGGUCAUGACCAUCGGCACCUUCGGCUUCUGGGCCGCCUACCUGGCCGGCGGGGACACCGUCUACCUGGCCAACUUCACCCUGCCCGACUCGCCCUUCCUCAAGAUCUUCAGGCCGGAGGCCGCCUUCCUGCCCGAGUGGGUGGGCAUCAAUGCAGACUUGUCUCCACUCCAGUAG